CGAGUCCUCGAGUUAUUCGACGUUCUCGCCCGAGCGACGAUUCGGCCGACGAAAAAUAUCACAUUCGCGGAUUCGGAGACUCGCUCGUCGUUACAUCGUUGUUCCAAAGGGAUAGAACGACAAGCACAGUCACGCGCCGUCGAGAUAAGAAUCGAAUGAGUAGAACGGAGAGCACACGCGUUCCGCACGUGGAAGAUCCGUCGAUCUCUCUCCCUCUCACACACGAUUUCGCAACUUUCCGAAUUUUUUUCGAUACCGUAUAAACAUGCGCCGCAAUUAUGUGGAGAUGAAGUGUAACUCCUCGCGUAUUCUCGCGUCCGUCUCGCAAACGCCACAGGUUGCAUCGUGACGUCUCGCGAUUGGAUGCGGCGUUACUUGUCGGUGAUAUAUUUUAGUUGGACGUCCGAGUCAAAGUUCGAGUGGGUCAUAAAUAUGUCGUAGCGCGGGAUCCGCGCUGACAAUGCAAAAGAGUCUCUCUCGCGAAGAGAUCACUGAGAAUUUCGGGCGUCACGGCCUGUCAUACACCGAUGAGAUAUGCGGCGUCAGGUUGGAGCGAGCCCCUCGUCAAUUUCUUCGUUUGAAUUUAUUACCUGCGAGAUCGGCGCUUAUCCGAGAGAUGUCUGCGGUGGAGGCGACGCCGUUCAUUCGCACCAUCGAAUGGGACAUGAUGGACAAGAGCAAGUUCUUCCCGCUGAGCAUGCUGUCUUCGUUUUCGGUCAGGUGUUGCCUGUAUCCCCUGACGGUGAUCAAGACUCGCCUUCAGGUGCAGAGGCAGAAUCACAUGUACAAUGGUAUGAUAGAUGCGUGUAGGAAAAUUCAUAAAGUGGAAGGCGUCUCGGGCCUCUACAGGGGCUUUUGGAUAAGUUCCAUUCAAAUCAUCUCCGGGGUGUUUUACGUGUCGACGUACGAAGGCGUGCGUCACUUGCUAACAGACACAUUCGCCGGUCACGUGGAUUCGAAAGUCAAAGCGUUGAUCGCGGGUGGUGCCGCCAGUUUAGUCGGCCAGACGAUAGUUGUGCCCUUCGACGUUCUUAGCCAACACCUCAUGGUCCUCGGGAUCGGCAACACCAAACAUGGAAGGAUAUCCGUGGACAAAUUCGGGAUGAAUCCGCUGGGCAUAACUUUCGAGCCUGACAAAACCCGCGCUCAAAUCUCCGCCGACAUAGUCAGGUUGAUCUAUCAGAGGGACGGUUACCGCGGCUUCUACAGGGGCUACGUGGCAUCCUUGUGCGCUUACGUGCCUAACAGCGCCCUUUGGUGGGGAUUGUACACAGUUUAUCAAGACGAACUUCUGAAGCUACUGCCGGGUUGGUUCUCCCAUCUGUGCAUACAAGCGAUCGCGGGCACGCUCGGCGGCUUCACCACCACGAUCGUCACGAAUCCUCUGGACAUCGUGAGAGCGAGACUGCAGGUGCAGAGGCUGGACAGUAUGCUAAGCGCCUUCAGGAUCCUGUGGAUCGAGGAGGGUCUGCACAUGUUCACCAAAGGACUGUCCGCGAGACUCGUGCAGUCCGCAUGCUUCAGCUUCUCGAUCAUUCUGGGAUACGAGACCAUCAAGAGGAUGAGCAUAAACGAAGAGUACAAGAGGCACAUCCGCUGGUGAAAGUUCCAGGAGAGAGAUUUAGUCCGUUGUUGUGAUUAAUUAAUUUCUCGCAUGGAUGACAGCGAACUUCGACCACGGGACUCGCACGACGCAUUGUGAUCGUGAGAGACACGGUGCGAACCGUUCCGUGCAUUCCCGACGAGUUGAAUAAAAGACAAUUCAAUGAGACAACAGCGAGUGGAGGUUUUAAUUUUUCGUUUUCUCAAAUUCAAAUUUUAAACUGAAAACUUGCGAUUAAAAGUCCCUCGUUUGACUCUUUGAGUCUUCGAGCUCGCCAUCGUUCCUGCACGGCUCACGAUUCUCACGGUCGCAGGAUCGCAAGGAGGAGCGACGUGACAAGUGCAACGAUCUCAACACGAGCUCUGAGAAAAGAGGAGGUCGACGAGUCCCGGCAAACAAAAGAGUGCUCGACCGAGAGAAGAGAGAUUCGUUGAAGAGAUCCUCGCGAGUGUUUCGUUACCGGCGACUCGUUCUGUGUGUCAUUUUUACACGUCGCUUUCGCGAAGCACCAAAGAGAGGACAGCAGCUCCGAAUCGACACGUUAUCGCUUGACAAAGGACGAAUAUUCUCUCGGCGUUCUAAUCGUAAGAUAUCCCUUUCCUCAGGCCAUACAAGUGCUAACUAGGUUGUUGUUCACGUUUACGUUCAUAGGGAUAUCGCGGAUUUAUUCUUCGUUAUGCGGAAAGGAGCAGCAAUAAUGAUAAUAAUAAUAAAAAAAAUAAUAAUAAUAAGAAAACAAAGUAACAAUAAUAUAAUAAUUAAAAUAAUUGUUAUUGUGUACUCCGUUCUCCGUUUUGUUAAAACUGAAAAUGAGCAUCGCGAUUUAACGCGUCAUCACGCGUCGUCUUGUUUGCACAAGAAGCGAAGAAAAAAAGGGGGGAAGGGGGAAAAACAAAAAAUGAAGGAAAAAACAGACCUUGCAUCAUGUUCGUGGCACGAGUGCUCCGGGAGUUCUCCGGAACAGAAAAGCGGGAUAGAGGAACGUGACGAGAACGCAAAAACAGCAGCAGCGUUCACGCGGCCCACUCACCCACCGUGUUGUGAAGAUCAAAACAUGCGCAUUUUGGGUGUGCGUGCGAACGUUGCGUUGUCACACGGAGUACAAAAUUUGUAACAUGCAUUAUGAUAUGUUACUGUGAUACUCACAACACAUGUCCUAUUCGUGCCCCGACGACGGUCCACUGUAUCGCUUACGUCACGCUCGUCUUACGAUCUAUGUAUGUGUGCGUGUGUUUGUGAAUGUGUGUGUGCUUGUAGGAUGUUACCACAGAACGAUCCUAGUCAAUUCAGGGCAUAUGUAGGUGUAUAUGCACACGCCAUAUAUAUAUAAUAUAUAGAUACAUGUGUCGGCCGUCGUCGAUCGGGCAGUGCGAAUAGAACGAAUGAAAUACCUGAAUGAUGCAGAUUAUUCACCGUUCAUUGAGGUGUUUCGAUAUAAUGUAGGGAGAGAAAAAGAGAGAGAGAGAUUUACAUUGUGUGUAAAAGUGUUAUUUAAUAUUUCCAACUCUGUACCGUGUACAUACCAACUGAACCAAGAUGAAAUCCUCGAUAAAACCGAAAGAAUGCUAAUAAAUUGCAUCAGCCACGUCAAAGUUUGCGUGUCAACCUCGUUAA
Messenger RNA from Dinoponera quadriceps, 3217 nucleotides. Its product is annotated as solute carrier family 25 member 44. Gene Ontology annotation, biological process: branched-chain amino acid catabolic process. NCBI's taxonomy places the organism in Eukaryota, Metazoa, Arthropoda, Insecta, Hymenoptera, Formicidae. Gene Ontology annotation, cellular component: mitochondrion. The transcript is spliced from 5 exons. The record is from RefSeq and is a predicted model, not a curated record. Gene Ontology annotation, molecular function: branched-chain amino acid transmembrane transporter activity. Bases 461 to 1603 code for a protein of 380 amino acids.